AUGACAAGCACUUCGUAUUCGCAAAUUGUAAAACAGACCUAUGGUACAAAAAGCAAGGAAAUCCCAUUGAAAAGCAUAGUGAUUAUACCAAGCCAGCAACAAACAAGCCUCAAGACGCGCAAAGAUCUAGACAAAAACUUAAGCUUGUCUAAACUUCAAAUCAAAAUUGACGACGUGAAGAAUUUUAGAAACGGUGGUGUGAAAAUUAAGGUUCACGAAAGUAAUCAUGCCCAUUUAAAGGAAAAAAUUCAGAAAAAAUGUCUGAACCGAAAAUGUUUAAACCUAAAUAAAAUCAAAAUCGUGGGCUACCAUACAGAUCAACGAAUUACCGAAGAAGAGGUAGUGAAGUCAUCACAAGACAGAACCGUUUCAUAG
This is a messenger RNA of Acanthoscelides obtectus, 375 nucleotides long. NCBI's taxonomy places the organism in Eukaryota, Metazoa, Arthropoda, Insecta, Coleoptera, Chrysomelidae. The record is from the annotation of a GenBank genome assembly.